UUUGCUUUACCGCUUAUUCCUUCUCUCGACGCAACAAGCCAAAUUUCUUCACUGACGCCCUUUUGGAGUUCUUCUCUUCCCCAACCUGAUCCAUGGCUCCUGCGAAGGCCGAGAAGAAGCCCGCUGAGAAGAAGCCGGCCGAGAAGGCACCAACUUCGGCGGAAAAGAAGCCCAAGGCCGAGAAGAAGAUCUCAAAGGAGGGAGGUGACAAAAAGAAAAAGAAGAUCAAGAAGAGCACUGAGACCUACAAGAUUUAUAUUUUCAAGGUCUUGAAGCAGGUCCAUCCUGAUAUCGGUAUCUCUAGCAAGGCUAUGGGAAUCAUGAAUAGUUUCAUCAACGAUAUAUUCGAGAAGCUCGCUCAGGAGGCAUCACGAUUGGCCAGGUAUAACAAGAAGCCUACCAUUACGUCCCGGGAAAUUCAGACGGCUGUGCGACUAGUGCUGCCUGGAGAACUGGCUAAGCACGCUGUUUCUGAGGGUACCAAGGCGGUCACCAAAUUUACUAGCUCUUAGUUCUGUAAUUGGACCGUGUUUUAAUUUGUUGAUUCUGUGUUUGAGAUCUAGGGUUACCUAUGAAAUCAUUUGAAUUAGAUAUCAUUCUCUAAUUUAGGGUUAUAAAAUCGUUGUUCUGAACAGUUCUUAAUGAAAAUUAGAAUAGUCAUUUUUCUCUUGAA
Prosopis cineraria is the source of this 673-nucleotide messenger RNA. Its product is annotated as probable histone H2B.3. Bases 93 to 512 code for a protein of 139 amino acids. NCBI's taxonomy places the organism in Eukaryota, Viridiplantae, Streptophyta, Magnoliopsida, Fabales, Fabaceae. The transcript has a single exon. Gene Ontology annotation, molecular function: protein heterodimerization activity; structural constituent of chromatin; DNA binding. The record is from RefSeq and is a predicted model, not a curated record. Gene Ontology annotation, biological process: nucleosome assembly. Gene Ontology annotation, cellular component: nucleosome.